Molecule: messenger RNA, 3317 nt
Organism: Ruditapes philippinarum (Manila clam)
Lineage: Eukaryota; Metazoa; Mollusca; Bivalvia; Venerida; Veneridae
Exons: 13
Coding region: 267-3317 (1016 amino acids)
Biological process (GO): protein phosphorylation
Molecular function (GO): protein kinase activity; ATP binding
Source: RefSeq, a predicted model, not a curated record
AAUUAAGUUUCGUUUCCUGUAUAUUUAUGAACGCGAUAUUCCGGAUAAUCAUAUUAUUAUAGUGCAUUAAACAAAUAAUCAAUGUUUAUGAAUGAUAUAAAUAUAUGAAUUUUAUAUAUGAAUAUAUGAAUAGCAUAUUACAAUAUUUGGUGUAAGGUACAUUUGGAUUUAUAUUUACGAUACCGACACAGGCAAGCUAUUGAUAUUGAAGCAAUAACCAAUCGACGACGAGCAAGGAUUUUCACGACGAAUAUGUAACAUAAGUUAUGGCAAAGGAACUGUGUCCAGAAGAUGUUGAUGAUUUAAGCUUAGCAGAUGCGGCGGACUGGUUGGAUGAAAGAGGUAUAUCAUAUGAACUCUUAGAGACACAUGAAGAGGUUUUAGAUCUGAUAAAGGCAACACUUGCUAAUGCUGACACUAACACCGGAGAGAAACAUAUAAAUAGCGAGGAGUUGAUAUCUGACGCUAUCAGUGAGGAUGGUACCAUGAAACAUGAUUUGCGUAGAGUAUAUGAAGAAAUUAAAGUGUUUGCCAGAGACAGUGCAGGGGACGAACUUAGAGAUUAUAUCAACAAUAUUUACACUGAUAUAGAUGCUCGUCUAGACGGAAACAUUAAUGACUUAAAUUACUCAGAGAAUGCCAUAAUUGUUGCAGGUGAAACUGGUGCAGGGAAGAGCAGUUUUCUAAAUCUUCUGAUAGGAGCCGAUGUUUUGCCAUGCUCCCUCCUUUCCAACACUUCAGCAAUCUGUCAAAUACACAAUAGAAAUUUCAAACAAUUUAGCGUACUUAUGGAAAAUGGAGAAAGUGAAACAUUUGAUAUACUUGGUGAAGGAUCGGAAGCAGAAAAAGAACUUGUAGAGAAACUGUCUAGAUUCGUCGGUCGAUCAAAUUAUGUGUCCUCAAACAAAAUCAACCAUGUUGACAUCUACUGGCCUGUACCUUUAUUAAAUGAAAAUGUGACAAUUGUUGAUUCGCCUGGUGUAGGAGAAAGUGAAGAAAUGACAGAGAAGCUAGUUAAAUACCUCCCAAAAGCUGUUGCUUUUAUAUAUAUUGUAAACAGUGCAAAUGCUGGAGGAAUCCAGGAAGAUACUAUAUUACAAAUUAUUUCGGAACAACAUAAACUUGUCACAGAAACAGAACUUUCUAGUUUUGAUCCAAAAAAUAUGAUGUUUGUAUGCAAUAAAUGGGAUGUUGUGGUAAAGCGUGGAGAAACUGAGAAAACGUGGCAAGACACAGUGCGAAAACUUAAAAUGACAAUUCCUGGACUAACUGAGAAACAUAUAUUUAGAAUGAGUGUCACAGAGGCUGUUAAAUACAAGAGGAGCGGUAUGGGAAAUACUGAAAUGUAUCAGCAUUUACUGAAAGGACUUAGUCAAUUCGUCCAAGACAGUUUGGUCGCCAAUAUAAAGAGACAUUACAGAUGGCUAAGCGUACUUGUAACAAAGAUUGAAGUAUACAUUGUAUCACGGAUAAAUAAUGCUAAAAAAUCUUCAGAAGAAAAAAACUCAUUCCAAGAACUGGUGAAGUUCAGGCUUAUCAAGCUAGAAUUAGAUUCUGAAAAGAUAAGACAACUGCUUAUUGAUAUAGCACGUAAGGAAUGUCAUAUUGUGACACAACAACUCUAUAUUCAUCUCCAAAAGGAUGACGUCAUUUCUUAUCUUGACACGUGGACUGAAGAAGAGUCGCCCGACAUAACUGUUAACGAUCUUGAUGUUACACGAUUCCAAGCGGAAGAUAUGAUACAGACAAGAUUACUGAAUGUUAUUCAAACUUGGGAGAAUGACACACGGAUUGUGGAAAGAACAACCAAGCAGCUUACUGACUUGUUUAAUAAAAAGUGCUUAGUAAUAUCACAAAAAUGUAAAGAAGUAAGCGAAAUCCUGAAAGGCGGUUCUCUCUCAGACGGAGGCGGACUUGUUCUAGGUGGCGGCAGGCGCAGUGAAUCAACCGAGAGUGACGAAUUAGAGGGCAGCGAUAUUGCGAUUUUAGUAGCAACUGCUCCAAUAUGGGUCCCUGUUGGACUUGCUGCACUUGCCAUAUUUGUACCUAUUGGCUUAGGAUACCGUAUAAAAAGGGCUUUCGAAAGAAAAGAAUACCGAAAGAAUAAGGCAAUAUUUAUGAAGAAAUGGACACAUAUUGUACUUGAAGACUUACAUAAAAAGGAAAAUAUAUCUAAUCUGAUUGAAGGAUUAUACCUAAAGAGUAUGAUAGAGCGAAUUAACUAUUUGUUUUCCACUUUUUUACCGAAACAAAUUGAAGCCGAUAGAGCUCAAAUGCUCAGCAUUCUGAACGAUAAAAGAAGUGCUGACCAAAUUGUUUAUCAAUUUCAACCAAAGAAAUUUAAAGUAAAGUCCAUUGUCAAAUCACUGCUCUUCUUUGAUUUGAGAUAUUUAGCUGAUGAUGUCAUUGAUAUAUCAAAGAUUCUACGGUACAGACAAAUUGGAGGGGGGAGUUUUUCUGAUGUAUAUCGGGCUACAUGGAAACAGAGUGACGAAAGUGAAAAAGAAGUCGCUCUAAAAAUCUUAAAAGGUCAUGACAUGUACUUACAGCUAUGUGAGGUUGAUUGUUCAAGGAAGUUAAGGCACAAAAAUAUAGUUGAUUUUUACGGCGUGAUCUUUGCUGAACGUGAACGAUGUCAAGGUCGAAUUAGCCUAUCUGGAAAUGAAAUUGGUUUACCCCUAUAUGAUGAUCGGCUGAUGCUCGUGCAGGAGCUAUGUGAUCAGAGUUUAGAGUCUUUGGUUUUUGGAACGAAGGACAAGCAGUGCGGGUCAUUUUCCAAAACAUUGCGACGGGGAGAAACGCAUGAGUUUUUCUUCAAUAUGUGCUCAUCGAUAUGUGAGGGUCUAAGCUACAUGCAUAGUACAGGGUACUUACACAGGGAUUUGAAACUCUCUAAUGUUUUGGUAAUAAAUGGUGUUGGAAAACUGAGCGACUUGGGAUUUGCCAGAGCAGAAGCUGUCGUUUCUGGGACAUCAGCUGGUACUUUGUCGCACAUGGCACCAGAACUUCUGGAGGAAAACGUGUAUAGUUUCAGCUCAGAUGUGUACAGUUUGGGUAUUCUUAUAUGGGAACUUUGGUAUGGUACUCGGUCUUAUUCAGAUGCAGAUUUUGCUGGUUUCGGUGUUGCCCAAUUUAUCGAUGCAGUAAAGCGUGGGGAGAGGCCAAAAUGUGAUAAGGAACAUGUAAUGAUGCUUGAACUGAUCAAUUUGGUUCAACAAUGCUGGAGUAACGACCCGAAAAGACGUCCAAUCGUGCAACAAGUCGCCUUUGAUCUGAGAAAAACCGAUGAAAAAUAUCGGAGAGAUAUUUCUAGAUAA